AUGGACGAGAACUACGUCUUCGGAUGCUUCAGCGAACACUUUGAGGUUCAAAAUGUGAAGCUCAUCCGUGACAAGAAUUCAGGACAGCUUCAGGGCUAUGGUUUUGUUGAAUUUACAAGUCGUGCAACUGCAGAGCGAGUUCUUCAGACAUACAAUGGACAGAUGAUGCCAAAUGUUGAGUUGACAUUUCGGCUAAACUGGGCCAGUGCUGGUGAAAAGCGUAAUGAUACUCCUGACUAUACUAUUUUCGUUGGGGAUUUGGCUGCAGAUGUUACAGAUUACUUGUUACAAGAGACAUUCAGGGUUCAUUAUCCCUCGGUGAAGGGUGCAAAAGUUGUGACCGAUAAAUUGACAAUGCGCACAAAGGGAUAUGGGUUUGUGAAAUUUGGUGAUCCUACAUAG
This is a messenger RNA of Miscanthus lutarioriparius, 402 nucleotides long. The record is from the annotation of a GenBank genome assembly. Lineage: Eukaryota; Viridiplantae; Streptophyta; Magnoliopsida; Poales; Poaceae.